GUCAUCAUUGAUUUCCUGAGGUGAGCAAAUCAGAUAUUCCUUCUUCCACGACCAGUGAACUGAAGACCUGAAGAAUUAAAGAAUCGAAGUGAAAGGUAAGGCCAAUUUCUUCACCAUAGAGAUGUCGACGACUCAGAAUCCCGAACUGGUUUGUGUCACCGGCGGCAGCGGCUGUAUCGGAUCCUGGCUCGUUCACCUCCUCCUCCUCCGCGGCUACUCCGUUCACGCCACCGUCCAAAACCUCAAGGACGAGAGCGAAACCAAGCAUUUGGAAGAUUUAGAAGGAGCGGAUGCUCGUCUUCGUCUCUUCCAAAUCGACCUCCUCGAUUAUGACUCCAUUGUCCCUGCCGUGACUGGUUGCGCCGGUGUCUUCCACGUCGCGUCUCCUUGCAUUGUUGAACCUGUAGAGGAUCCUGAGAGGGAUUUGUUGGAUCCGGCUAUCAAAGGAACCAUCAACGUCCUGACGGCGGCUAAGGAGGCUGGGGUAAGACGCGUAGUGGUGACUUCUUCCAUUUCCGCCAUGAUUCCGAACCCUAACUGGCCUGCGAAUGUUGUAAGGAAUGAAGAAUCCUGGACCGAUAUUGAUUACUGCAAGCAAAAGGGGCUGUGGUAUUCAGUUUCAAAAACUCUAGCAGAAAAGGCUGCUUGGGAUUUUGCCAAGGAGAAAGGAUUGGAAGUGGUGGUUAUUAAUCCAGGCACAGUCAUGGGCCCUGUGUUUCCUCCCAGAAUUAAUGCAAGCAUGCAAAUGCUUUUAAAACUUCUCGAGGGGUGCAGUGAGACAUUCAAGGACGUUUUUAUUGGAGUAGUGCACUUUAAAGAUGUUGCAUUAGCACACAUUUUGGUCUAUGAAAACAAAUCAGCUACAGGAAGGCACUUUUGUGCAGAGUCCAUAGCUCGUUACUCUGACUAUGUAGCGAAGGCUGCUGAACUCUUCCCUCAGUAUAAGGUACCCAGAUCGAUAGAAGAUACACAGCCUGAUUUGGUGAGAGCAAAAGAUGGAGCCAAGAAGUUGAUGAACCUGGGGCUGGAAUUCAUCCCAAUGGAACAAAUCCUCAAGGACGCCGUUGAGGAUCUAAAAAAGAAGGGCUAUAUUUCCUGAAUAUAAAAUCAUAUGGUUAUCUGUAAGUUCUCCUUUCAGUUAGCUAGUCCUAUCACUGUGACUAUGAGACCACCUUCUUUACUGUAGUAUUGAUAUUGAAGGUUCUGUUGAUCUGGGCGGUCUGAAUUCUUUAAAAAUGUCGAUAAACGAACAUUUUUAAUCAUAUAAAUAAUGAUCGACCUUCUAUGCCCUCAGAUUAAGAAAUAAAUUCCUUCGCUGAA
Molecule: messenger RNA, 1320 nt
Organism: Benincasa hispida (wax gourd)
Lineage: Eukaryota; Viridiplantae; Streptophyta; Magnoliopsida; Cucurbitales; Cucurbitaceae
Product: NAD(P)-binding Rossmann-fold superfamily protein
Molecular function (GO): oxidoreductase activity, acting on the CH-OH group of donors, NAD or NADP as acceptor
Source: RefSeq, a predicted model, not a curated record